AUGUCUACACAAAUGGAAAUGUUAAUGCAAUUAUAUAUGAUGAACUUAUUGCAACAACAACAGCAACAAACUCAAAUUCAACAACAGCAGCAACAACACUUCUCAAAGGAUAUUAUCAGCAGUACCACAACAGCAUCCACAAUAACCGCAACAGCACCAAAUAAGGAAGAGCAACCAAACACAAGAACGCUUAAACGCAAUAAUUCGCAAAACACCAACUGUAGUAGUAGCAGUAGUUGUAGUCCCAAUAGUAAUUUUAGCCCCACUUCAUCCGCUUUAUUAGUCCCAAGUAUCCAACAGUUGCUGUUUAACAAUUUACCGCCAAUGGCAACGCAAAUGACGCAGCAGCAGACACCACUACCAACAAGUACGCCGUCAACAAAUUUAUUGCUAACACCAACAAUAACGCCAAAUUCCAUGUUGUUGACGACGGCAUUGUCUGCUAACCAGCAACAAGCGUCCCAAACACUGUCACUGGCAGCAAAUUGCUUAAGCAGCAACAGCAUAAGUAAUAAUUUUGCUCAAACCAAUAUCCCCUUGAAUAGUUCACAAAUUUUAGCAAAGAAUUUUAUUCAAUCCUCCACAGUGACAUCGACACCAACGGAGAAAAGUUCCUAUACGCAGGAAAUUUCAACGGUAGGUGAAAGCGUUAAAACCGCAGGCGAUGUUGUGGAUGAUGAGGUCACGCAGAGCGGCACAGAUGAACAAAUUUUAGCUGAACAGUAUGCUUGCGAAACAAAAGACCGGUUGACAGCUACCAAAUCUGAUGACGAUGAUGAUGACGGUGAUGGUGAUGGUGAUGAUGAUGAAGACGAUGAUGAGGAUGAAAAACCUUUGUCAAGUUUACUCAGUUCAUCUGGUAAUGCCAGUACAAAUGCAAGUAGUGAAAAUUCUGCAAAAUUGUUGUUGAGUUCAGGUGUGCACCCACUGGAGAGUACGAGUGAUUCACUGGACUCUACAUGCUUGCCCGACACUCCUACAAAACGUUUUGCAGAUUCUUCAAACUCGUUGCAGAAAUCUUUUACAAUUUACAGACAAACUACAGUUGAAAAUGAAGACUCAAAUGUGACGCCAAUAGGUCUUGCGAAUGCGAUAUUAACUCCACCCUCAAGUGAGCAGUUAACCGCGAAUACGUUCGAGUCCUCACAGUCAACGUUUGCUACUAGCGGUAUUGCCAGUCUUAGCGCUAUUACCACUUUAGAUGCUUUCCUACAAAAUGAGGAGAAUCUUAAAAAUUUAAAGAAAGUAUCGUCGUACUUGGAAUGUGGUAACAUACAGUGCCAGCAGGAAAAUUUGAGAGAACACUUUCACUGCCAUGAAGAACCUUGUGAGAGCAAAACUCUUAGUAAGAAAGAUGAUAUUAUUCGUCAUUUAAAAUGGCACAAGAAACGCAAAGAAAGUUUAUUGCUGGGAUUUGCACGUUUCUCCACAUCAGAUAAUUGUUCAUUAGCAUAUGGCGCCGGUUGCGUUUAUAACUAUAAACAAACACAUUAUCAUUGUGUAUUUGAUGAUUGCACAAAGGUCUAUGUUAGCACCAGUGAUGUGCAGAUGCAUGCGAAUUUCCAUCGCAAAAAUUCAGAAAUUGUCCAAGAAGGUUUUCGCAGAUUUCGUGCACACGAAAAUUGCAGAAUUGAAGAUUGCCCAUUUUUCGGUAAGAAAAUAUCGCAUUAUCACUGCUGUCGUGAGGGUUGCAACCACACUUUUAAAAAUAAAGCUGAUAUGGAAAAACAUAAAACUUACCAUUUGAAAGACUCACAGUUAAUACAAGAUGGUUUUAAGAAAAUUCUUAAAACCGAAAGUUGUCCUUUUAAAGGUUGUAAGUUUUCUUCAGUCUGCAAUCAUAUACACUGCGUUCGCGAAAACUGCUCAUAUGUGCUGCAAAACAGCAAUCAAAUAAUUAGUCAUAAACGCAAACAUGAACGUUUGGAUGGUGAACAAGCCUAUCAGAACUUCAAAAAGAAUAAGGAUAUCAGUGAAGAAGAACCAGCUAAGCCAUUGUUAUGCACAAAUGUGUCCACUCCACUGUCCUCACUUUCUGCUGAGCAAUUCCUUGCACGUAAACGUGGACGUCCACCAAAGAAAAUUCAAUUACCAAAAACUGAUACAAAAGACGUCAAACGUGUUAAAACGGAAUCCGAUCAACAAAUUCCUGAUCAACCGUUUUCUUCUUCAACAUUAACGAACCCACUUUCAGCAAAUUUAUUUGCACCGUUUUUACCAAAUUUUAAUCCCGCCUUAGCAGCCGCUGCAGCCCAAAGUCUUCAAUCGCAGGAUCUCAGCGCUCCCAACUUUCAGUUAACGCAUUUAAUGGCACUCUUCCAGCUCCAAAAUCCAUUAUUCUAUCAAAAUCUCUAUCCUGCUGGUAUGGCUGCAGCUAACCUUGCUAAUAUGGCAAGUAUGUUGGGUGCCAACUCUGGAAUAUUACCCCAGAGUGCUUCUAUUUUUGGAAAUGUGAAUGCUUUUAAUGCGAGCGGCGUUAAUGGCAUUAAAACAGAAUUGAAUGAUAAACAACAGUUCAAGGAAUAAAGAGGUAGGAAAAGUCAGAUAGGAAAGUAAAAUGAGAUAUUUGAGUUUUUGGUGCUAGGUUUUAAAACAAUAUUAAAUAUAUUAAAUAUAGUGUAGAUAUUUUUAAAUUCCUUAAAGGGUUUUAGUGUUCCUAAAAUUUAGUGCAAAAUAGCUUUCUCUAAUAGUUCUUUGUAUAGGUCAAAAUAAAAUAUAUU
Teleopsis dalmanni is the source of this 2720-nucleotide messenger RNA. It is a transcript of the gene cas, whose product is annotated as transcription factor castor. The transcript has 4 exons. Lineage: Eukaryota; Metazoa; Arthropoda; Insecta; Diptera; Diopsidae. The record is from RefSeq and is a predicted model, not a curated record. Gene Ontology annotation, cellular component: nucleus. Gene Ontology annotation, molecular function: RNA polymerase II transcription regulatory region sequence-specific DNA binding; DNA-binding transcription factor activity, RNA polymerase II-specific. Gene Ontology annotation, biological process: regulation of neuron differentiation; positive regulation of transcription by RNA polymerase II. The coding region runs from base 1 to 2526 and encodes 841 amino acids.